Paramuricea clavata is the source of this 1897-nucleotide messenger RNA. NCBI's taxonomy places the organism in Eukaryota, Metazoa, Cnidaria, Anthozoa, Malacalcyonacea, Plexauridae. The record is from the annotation of a GenBank genome assembly.
AUGGCUGAACAGGAACAAGUUAAGAUUUAUAAACGUGAAAGAACCCUUGUUGAAAAAAGUUUGGGUACCUAUGAAAAUGGUAAAACCAAAAUGGUCCUAAUGAAACAAUGGACUAAGAAAUGUGGUUUGACUGUUGGCCAUUUAUCACAGGGUGGCGAUAAAUAUAUUUAUGACUCGGGUAUUGAAAUGGCGUACGAUGAAAUGGAAACGCUCGCCGAUGUCCUGCCUACUAUGGUGAAAUCUGAUCAGGCGAAAAAUUACGCCGAAUUAGGUACAAGUAAAGAUUCGUACGGUAACGAAUAUCGUACGAUAUUAACGCGUAGUGAAUAUGGCGGUUUAAAAGUCUGCAAGUUGAAAAAAACACAAAAACCUGUCGACUUUGGCGUCACAACCACAACCGAUUGUCCUGAUCCUGCACCGACCGCGUCCCCAGUACCCGCACCCCGUGUGGAAGAUAGUUGGGUCGAGUGUUUCGACAAAUUUUAUAUCAACAAGAAUGACGACUGGAAGAAACUUGCCACAGUUAUUCGUGAGUUUUGUUAUGAGGUCUAUAGUAUUUUGAAUCCUUCCUCCAAUGGUAUUGACGUGAUACCCCCAUCCCCGCCUGCACCACCACCUUCAACACCCGUGGAACAAAAACAGCUGGAAGGACCCAAGAAACGAAAGAACAAAGAGGGUACUAAAGGAGGCGUAAAGAAAUCAAAAAAGGUUGUGGUUGAAGAAGAUUCUGAAAAGUCGGAGGUGAGAAAAUUUUUAGCGUUACAAAGUAUGGCUACAAAACUGAUAAUGGUUUUCAUGUGUAAAUAUAAAAAAGAUUGCGAAGAAACGAUUUCCCGAUUUGGAAGAGAGAUGUAUAAAAUGUGUCCGUAUCCUUAUGCGAAUUUUCUGAGUGUGUCCACGUAUUUAGAAGAAACUUGUGCGAAUAUUAAUCGUACGUUUCUUUCUUUUAGCAAAAACAAAUAAUUGCAGCCAUCAUUUCCCAUAUGAGCGAAAAGAACAGCGCUGUAGAAACAGUUUUAAAAUAUCACGAAAAAAUAAAAUUAACUUAUGAUUAUAAUAAUUACAUAAAUUUUGUAAAAAAAAAUGAAGAAUUAGUUAAUUAUUAUUAUCAUUGUGUAAAUAGAUUAAAAAUAUAAAAUUUUUUUUUAUAGUGAUGGAUGACACAGAACUUAUUAAAAAAGCUGCAAGAUUAUUAAAAGGAGAGACAUUAACAAAGGAACAAAAGAACUUGUAUACAUUGCACGCCAAAAAAAAACAUAGAAUAAAACGUUUAAAAAUUCAUGUAUAUAAAAAAAAUGAACAAUGGAGUAUUGAUUUAGCAGAUUUAAACAACUUGUCAAAGUAUAAUAAUCAAUAUCGUUAUUUGCUUGUGUGUAUCGAUGUGGGGACACGUUAUGCUUUUGUGAAAUUGCUAAAAACAAAAACAGCCAAAAAUGUUGCGGCUAAAUUUGAAGAAAUUAUUCUUGAAAACGGCGCACCUAAAAAAAUACAAGCCGAUGAGGGUACAGAAUUUAAUAAUAUCAAAAAAAUCCUUGCUCCCAAAUAUAAUUUUACACUAUUUCACACGCAAAAUCGUGACAUAAAAGCCGCACAUGCAGAAAGAUUUAUUGAAACUAUCAAGAACAUGAUUCAGAGUACGCUGACUAUGUUUUCAAGCUAUCGAUUUAUUAAAUAUCUUCCGCUUAUUAUUGAAAGAUAUAACGAGGCACCACAUCGGGGUAUUCACAAUGAAACACCCGUUGACUUGUACAAAAAUGAAAAAAUGCCCGCAUUUUUAAAGUUUAAAAUCCUAAAAAAUUACUUAUCGGGUUCACAGCCACCCGCAAACUGUUGCGUGCAGGUCAAACAGUACGUAUUGCACGACUCAAAAAUAAUAUUUUUGAAAAAUCAAGCUUAA